Molecule: messenger RNA, 1829 nt
Organism: Drosophila bipectinata
Lineage: Eukaryota; Metazoa; Arthropoda; Insecta; Diptera; Drosophilidae
Product: UDP-glycosyltransferase family 36 member D1
Molecular function (GO): UDP-glycosyltransferase activity
Source: RefSeq, a predicted model, not a curated record
UGGUGAGGAAUGAUUAUUUUUCGAUCGCUGAGAGUGCGUUUUUGGCCCGUCUGGCCUUCAGUUGCCUCUCCUAUAUAAGCAAUCAUUGACUUUCUGCUUUCUCCGGACCUCAGUCGCUCGCCGACAAUCGAACAAACUAUUAUGUGGUCGCAACUGGUCGCCUUAGUUUUGCUCACCCAUAGCAUCUCGCUUUGCGAGCUGGGAGUGAAUGCCGGUGGCUCUCUGAAGGUUCUAGGCCUGUUUCCUCAUCCGGGAGUUAGUCAUUUCCACUUCUUUCAUCCAAUUAUGGAGGGUCUAGCAGAGGCCGGGCAUGAGGUGAGCGUGGUCUCACACUUUCCAAACAAAAAUCCGGUCGCACGUUACAAGGAUUUUACACUAUCUGGAGUGGACAAACUUACGAACAGCGUGGAUCUGAAGUUCUUUGAGAAACGACCAUUUUACGGUCACUUCAUCGAGUUCUUUUUACUACACGAAUGGGGUAAACAGGCGUGCAACUCAACACUGCGUUCGGAUGCACUGCAACAGGUUUUAAAGCGCCGUCCAGGAUACUAUGAUGUUAUCAUUAUAGAGCAGUUCAACACGGACUGCAUGAUGGGUGUGGCUCACCAGUUGCAGGCUCCAGUGAUUGCCCUUAGUAGCUGUGUAAUGAUGCCAUGGCAUUUUGAAAGAAUGGGCGCUCCUAUGAUUCCAUCCCACGUGCCGGCUCUUUUUAUGGCCCAAUCACAAAACAUGGACUUUGGAGGACGCCUGGCAAAUUGGUUCAGCACUCACGCGUUGAAUUGGAUGUACAAGUUACUAUCUGUGCCCGCAGCGGAUGCCCUGGUUCAAUUUAAAUUCGGACACGAUGUCCCCUCAGUGGGUGAGCUUGCAAAAAAUACCUCCGUGUUUUUUGUGAACCAACACUAUUCGCUGAGUGGUCCAAAGCCGUUGCCUCCAAACGUGAUUGAGUUGGGUGGUAUUCACAUACAGAAAUCUAAACCUCUGCCGGCCGAUUUGCAACGCAUCUUAGAUAGCGCAGAGGAGGGGGUCAUCUUAAUUAGCUGGGGCUCUAUGAUCCGCGCCAAUUCCUUAUCUGAUGCCAAAAGAGAUGGAAUUGUUCGAGCAGUGGCGCGGUUGAAGCAGCAGGUGAUCUGGAAGUGGGAAAACGAAACCCUGCCUAAUAAGCCACAGAACAUGCACAUUAUGAAUUGGCUACCCCAGAGGGACAUCCUUUGUCACCCCAACGUAAAGGUAUUUAUGACCCAUGGUGGACUUAUGGGCUCUUCCGAGGCCGCUUAUUGCGGAGUUCCGGUGGUAGCUACGCCCAUGUACGGAGAUCAGUUUGUAAAUACUGCUGCCAUGGUGCAAAGGGGAAUGGGAAUUAUACUACAUUUCGAAGACAUUGGCGAGAAUACCGUGAUGCGGGCCCUGAAAAGAGCAUUGGAAAAGAAGUACUAUGAGGCCGCAAAGUCUGUUUCUCACGCCUACAACCACCGCCCACAGCAAGCUCUUCACACCGCCCUUUGGUGGGUUGAGCACGUAGCCCACACUAAAGGUGCUCCUCUCCUGAAAUCCAGUGCCGUCGAGAUGUCGCGAUUCGUUUACUAUUCCCUGGAUGUUUAUGCCUUUCUUUUGGUUGUCUUCGUCAUCAUAAUUGCCAGUUGGGUAUGGCUCAUUCGACGCAUCUGUGGGUCAAAAGCUGCCAAAAAGACAAAGCAAGAUUAGCAACGUUGCGAUUUGCUUAUUUGUGGUGUAUGUGAUAUUUUAAAUGAUUGUGUAAGAAACUCUUAAGUGUAUAGACGCCAAUCCUCUCAUGCUUGCUGCAUGCAAUAGUCCUUAAAUUGGAUCUA